AUGCCGCUGUACUCCGUUACUGUGAAGUGGGGAAAAGAGAAAUUUGAAGGUGUAGAAUUGAAUACUGAUGAAUCUCCAAUGGUGUUCAAGGCUCAGCUUUUUGCACUGACUGGAGUCCAGCCAUCCAGACAGAAAGUUAUGGUGAAAGGAGGAACAUUGAAGGAUGAUGAUUGGGGAAACAUCAAAAUAAAAAAUGGCAUAACUCUACUAAUGAUGGGGUCAGCGGACGCACUUCCUGAAGAACCCUCAGCUAAAACUGUCUUCGUAGAAGACAUGACGGAAGAACAGUUAGCAUCUGCUAUGGAGUUACCAUGUGGAUUGACAAACCUGGGUAACACUUGUUACAUGAAUGCUACAGUUCAGUGUAUUCGUUCUGUGCCUGAACUCAAAGAUGCUCUUAAAAGGUAUGCUGGUGCCUUGAGAGCUUCAGGGGAAAUGGCUUCAGCACAAUAUAUUACUGCAGCUCUUAGAGAUUUAUUUGAUUCCAUGGAUAAAACGUCUUCUAGUAUUCCACCUAUUAUUCUACUGCAGUUUUUGCAUAUGGCUUUUCCACAGUUUGCAGAGAAGGGCGAACAAGGACAGUAUCUUCAACAGGAUGCUAAUGAAUGUUGGAUACAAAUGAUGCGAGUAUUGCAACAGAAAUUGGAAGCCAUAGAGGAUGAUUCUGUAAAAGAGACAGAUUCUUCAUCUGCAUCAGCAGUGACACCAUCUAAAAAGAAAAGUUUAAUUGACCAAUACUUUGGAGUUGAGUUUGAAACUACCAUGAGAUGCACAGAAUCUGAAGAAGAAGAAGUCACUAAAGGAAAAGAAAAUCAGCUUCAGCUUAGUUGUUUUAUCAAUCAAGAAGUCAAGUAUCUUUUUACAGGACUUAAAUUGCGACUUCAGGAAGAAAUCACUAAACAGUCUCCAACAUUACAAAGAAAUGCUUUGUACAUUAAAUCUUCCAAGAUCAGCCGGCUACCUGCUUACUUGACUAUUCAGAUGGUUCGAUUUUUUUAUAAAGAGAAGGAAUCUGUGAAUGCUAAAGUUCUUAAGGAUGUUAAAUUUCCUCUUAUGCUGGAUGUGUAUGAACUAUGUACACCAGAACUCCAAGAGAAAAUGAUCUCUUUUCGAUCAAAAUUCAAGGAUCUAGAAGAUAAAAAAGUGAAUCAGCAGACAAAGACAAGUGACAAAAAGAGUAGUCCCCAGAAGGACGUUAAGUAUGAACCCUUUUCUUUUGCUGAUGACAUUGGCUCCAAUAAUUGUGGAUACUAUGAUUUACAAGCAGUGUUAACACAUCAGGGAAGGUCUAGCUCUUCAGGUCAUUAUGUAUCAUGGGUGAAAAGAAAAGAAGACGAGUGGAUUAAGUUCGACGACGACAAGGUCAGCACUGUGACGCCGGAAGACAUCUUGCGGCUUUCUGGUGGUGGAGACUGGCACAUAGCUUACGUCUUACUCUACGGGCCUCGCAGAGUUGAAAUAAUGGAAGAGGAAAGUGAGCCGUAA
Messenger RNA from Pipistrellus nathusii (Nathusius's pipistrelle), 1485 nucleotides. The record is from the annotation of a GenBank genome assembly. Lineage: Eukaryota; Metazoa; Chordata; Mammalia; Chiroptera; Vespertilionidae.